AAAAGUUUGCCAAAAAAUUCUUCACCAAAACAAUGUAUUGGGGGCUCUCCCUAAAAACAUUUCUCCCAAAAACAUAUCAACCCACAUCAAAAUGCUAAUAACUAGUCCCCAAUAUUUCAAAAAAGACCACAUCAUUAUAAUUAGGCCCAUAUUAAAAUUAGGCCCAUAAUUGGGCUGCGGCUUGCCCCCUCACGCACAGCACCUUCCCUCUCCAAUCUCCAUUGCCGCACAGCACCUGCACUCUGAUCUCCCUCGCCGCCGCCGCCAGAAGGUCACGCCCGUGCAUAGGAAAAGGAGUCCCCGCGAUCUCCAACUCCAAUUGGAGAUAGGUAAAACAGAUUCGAUAUGAGUCGACGAAGCCUUUCCAUGCAGCUGGUGAUGGAUUCGUCGUCAGAUGACGACGAUGAUGAUUUCCUCCUCUCUGUUACUCAUGUGGCCAUGAAUGCGGAUGAGUCUGAUGAUGAAACAAGACAUCGUGGUUCUAUCCUAGGGCAUCGAGUACUUCGGCGAGACAGACAGGCAGGGCAUCAUAGGUUAUAUCAAGAUUAUUUUUCAGAUGAUCCAACAUACGGACAUAGUUAUUUUAGACGAAGGUUUCGAAUGAGGCGUACACUAUUUGUACGCAUAUGGAAUGCCGUAGAACAACACGAUCAAUAUUUCGUGCAGAAAAGAAAUGCUGCCGGUAUACUUGGCCUUUCUAGUCUGCAAAAGAUCACCGCAGCAUUUCGGAUGUUAACUUAUGGAGUAGCAGCUGAUGCUACAGAUGAUUAUGUCCGUAUUGGUGAAAGUACUGCUAUUGAGAGUCUGAGAAGGUUUGUCAGUGCUGUUGUGGAGGUUUUCGGAGAUGAGUACUUGAGAUCACCUAAUGAAGAUGAUACCACUAGAUUACUUGCAACUGGAGAGAAUAGAGGUUUUCCCGAUAUGCUUGGGUCGAUUGAUUGUAUGCAUUGGAGGUGGAAAAAUUGUCCUUCAGCAUGGCAAGGUAUGUACACCGGGCAUGUGCAUGAGCCUACAAUUAUACUUGAAGCUGUUGCCGAUAAAGAUCUUUGGAUUUGGCAUGCUUUCUUUGGGAUGCCAGGUUCCCACAAUGACAUCAACGUUUUGCACCGGUCAUCUUUAUUUGCACGGCUAGCCGAAGGUCAAGCUCCAGAGGUGAAUUAUACCAUUAAUAAUAAUGAAUAUACAUUGGGUUAUUAUCUUACCGAUGGCAUAUAUCCCUCAUGGGCCACAUUUGUGAAGACCAUACCUGAACCACAAGGUAACAAGAAGAAAUAUUUUGCAGCUGCCCAAGAAGCUUGUAGGAAGGACGUGGAACGAGCAUUUGGGGUUCUGCAGGCUCAUUUCGCUAUCGUUAGGGGGCCAGCUCGAUUUUGGGAUGAAGACACCCUCGGACAAAUCAUGAGGGCUUGUGUCAUUAUGCACAAUAUGAUAGUGGAGGAUGAACGCGAUGAGGAAGAUGAUUUAAGUUUUGAUGGAGUGGGAGAAAAGGUGAAGAUUUCUCACGAUAGGACACCUGAACUUGAGGAGUUUAUUAAAAACUACAAGAAUAUAAAGGACAAGGAGAUUCAUAAUCAACUUCAAGAUGACCUCAUUGAGCACCUAUGGCAACAUCAUCCAGAUCUCUACAAAUGA
Panicum virgatum (switchgrass) is the source of this 1632-nucleotide messenger RNA. Its product is annotated as protein ALP1-like. The coding region runs from base 346 to 1632 and encodes 428 amino acids. The transcript is spliced from 2 exons. The record is from RefSeq and is a predicted model, not a curated record. Lineage: Eukaryota; Viridiplantae; Streptophyta; Magnoliopsida; Poales; Poaceae.